Molecule: messenger RNA, 777 nt
Organism: Gastrolobium bilobum
Lineage: Eukaryota; Viridiplantae; Streptophyta; Magnoliopsida; Fabales; Fabaceae
Exons: 1
Coding region: 1-777 (258 amino acids)
Molecular function (GO): zinc ion binding; nucleic acid binding
Source: RefSeq, a predicted model, not a curated record
AUGUGGAAUCUGUCGGGGACACAUGAGUUCAUUGAUAUGGAGAACGAUUACUUUUUGUUUCGUUUUGCGGAUUUAAAUGACUACAACUUUAUUUUGGAGGAAGGGCCUUGGAUUGUGGCAGACCAUUAUGUUUCUGUUCAACGGUGGCGGCCAUUAUUUGAUCCUUACGAGGACAACCUUAAAAAAUUAGAUGUUCGGAUCCGUAUUUCGGGGUUACCUAUGGAGUUCUAUACCUCCCAACAUUUGCGGAACAUAGGUGAUCUAUUUGGGAAAACACUGAAGAUUGAUAGGAACUCUAUACGUAAAAGUGAUGCUGGUGAUGGGGUUGUUACGGAAAGGGCCAAGUUUGCGCGUAUUUGCGUAGAAGUAGAUCUCAGUAAAGGCUUCUUGUCUAAAUUCAAUCUCAUCAAUAAGGUUUAUACGGUAGGGUACGAAGGCCUUCACAUGAUCUGCUUUGCAUGUGGUAAGUAUGGGCAUAGGCGUGACACUUGUUCUUGGGUUUCGGUGUCAACCGAUAGUCAUUCUCACCAAAAGGAUGUCCGUGCAGAGGUUGUUAACAAUGGUGUCAGGCGUGAGAUGGCAGAAGGUGAAGCUUUUGGUUCUUGGAUGAUUGUCCAAAGGAGUCAACGGGGAAGGAAGGCAAAAGCUACCAUGGAGACAGCCGCAAUCAAUGCUACCGCAAUCAAUGCAGCCGGGAAUCAGGGGUCAUCUGUUACAACUGGCCAAAGGAGAAUUAAUGCUCAAGGAAUAAAUCAUUAUGUUUCACGUCCAGCUUAA